Messenger RNA from Sphenostylis stenocarpa, 807 nucleotides. NCBI's taxonomy places the organism in Eukaryota, Viridiplantae, Streptophyta, Magnoliopsida, Fabales, Fabaceae. The record is from the annotation of a GenBank genome assembly.
AUGGCAAUUGCUCGCACCGGAGUCUACGUCGAUGACUACUUGGAGUACGCCAGCACGUUACCAGCUGAACUUCAGAGGCUGCUCAACACUGUGCGUGAACUCGAUGAACGAUCCCAAUCUAUGAUAAACCAGACCAGGCAGCAGACAAAGUACUGUAUGGGGUUCCCAUCACAUGGCUCUAAGAAGGGUAAUCACAGUUAUAAUAACAGUUAUGGGAAUGAGGACGAAGAUGUUGCUUUUGAGAAAAUGCGAAAAGAAAUCGAGGCAAAUCAAGAUAGUGCAUUGAGUCUAUGUACUGAGAAGGUUUUGUUGGCGCGACAAGCAUAUGACCUGAUAGAUAGCCAUGUAAAACGACUAGAUGAGGAUUUAAACAACUUCGUUGAAGAUUUAAAGCAAGAGGGUAAAAUACCACCAGAUGAACCAGCAAUUCUGCCCCCAUUGCCUAUAGUCCCUAAAGCAGAAAAGCGCAAGCCCAUAUAUAUAACUCCUCAAUCGAAGAGAAUUGAUUACAGGGACAGAGAUUGGGAUAGGGAGCGUGAUAGGGACUUCGAGUUAAUGCCUCCACCAGGAAGUCAUAAGAAAGAGUAUGCUACCCCAAUGGAUGUUGAUCAACAUAUUGAUCCAAAUGAACCUACAUACUGUGUUUGUCAUCAGGUAUCGUUCGGGGAUAUGAUUGCUUGUGACAACGAAAAUUGCCAAGGAGGUGAAUGGUUCCACUAUUCGUGUGUUGGGCUAACGCAGGAGACAAGGUUCAAGGGAAAGUGGUAUUGUCCGACUUGCAUAUUACUCCCACAAUGUCAACGAUGA